GUGACGGGGGGGAGCUUGGCGGGGCGCCUGUGGACCCUCCCCUGGGCCAGCGGGCAGGAUGGGCCGUCUUUCCUCACCUUAGUUCACCUCCUGCAUGCCGCCGGUGCCAGGGGCGCUGUGGAGCGGGGCACGGGCAGCCCGCCAUGGCCGAGGCAGGAGCGGGAAGCGCCGAGGGGGCCGAGGAGGAGCGGCGGGCAACGGAAGAUAGUUGCUUGGUAGAUGGAAACCCAUGCAUUGCUUCUGGAGUCCCCAGCCUCAUGAAUACAAAAACUAAGCCUGCUGCAACCACUUCUUUCAACACUUUUGUGGCUGAGAUUCCAAGGAAGCGCAAAGGAAGUGAUUCUGAUAACCAGGACACACCUGAAGUUGAUGGUGAUCCUCAGAAAAGGAGUGAAGAUGACGAACAUGUUAAAAUAAAAGAUUUCAGAGAGGCACACAGUCAGACAGAGAAACGAAGAAGAGACAAAAUGAAUAAUCUGAUAGAAGAAUUGUCUGCUAUGAUACCUCAGUGCAAUCCCAUGGCACGAAAACUAGACAAGCUUACAGUGUUACGGAUGGCUGUGCAGCACUUAAAAUCUUUAAAAGGUUCUACUAGCUCCUAUUCGGAAGUCCGGUAUAAACCUUCAUUUUUAAAGGAUGAUGAGCUCAGACAGUUAAUCCUUAGGGCUGCAGAUGGAUUCCUGUUUGUGGUGGGAUGCAACAGAGGAAAAAUUCUGUUUGUUUCGGAAUCAGUUUGCAAAAUACUUAAUUAUGAUCAGGCCAGUUUAAUUGGACAAAGUUUGUUUGAUUACUUGCAUCCGAAAGAUGUCGCCAAAGUUAAGGAGCAACUUUCCUCUUCAGACAUUUCUCCAAGAGAAAAGCUCAUAGAUGGCAAAACUGGCUUGCAAGUACACACAGAUUUUCAAGCUGGACCAGCUCGCCUGAAUUCUGGUGCUCGACGUUCUUUCUUCUGUCGGAUAAAAUGUAGUAAGACUGCAGUCAAAGAAGAAAAGGAAUGCUUGCCCAACCCAAAGAAGAAAGAUCACAGAAAGUACUGUACCAUUCACUGUACUGGAUAUAUGAAGAACUGGUCUCCUAAUGAGGUGGGAGUGGAAGAAGAAAAUGAUGUAGAAAAAGGCAGUAGUAAUUUUAACUGUCUUGUUGCAAUUGGGAGGUUACACCCUUAUGUUGUUCCACAAAAGAGUGGAGAGAUAAAAGUCAAAGCAACAGAAUUUGUUACGCGAUUUGCCAUGGAUGGAAAAUUUGUUUAUGUAGAUCAGCGUGCAACAGCAAUUUUAGGGUAUCUGCCACAAGAGCUUCUAGGAACUUCUUGUUACGAGUACUGCCAUCAAGAUGAUCACAAUCACCUAGCUGAAAAACAUAAAGAAGUAUUGCAGAAUAAAGAAAAAGUGUUUACGAAUUCCUACAAAUUUAGAGCAAAAGAUGGGACUUUUGUUACUUUAAGGAGUCAGUGGUUUAGUUUCAUGAAUCCAUGGACCAAAGAGCUGGAGUACAUUGUGUCAAAUAACACUGUAGUAUUAGGUCACAAUGAGUCAGCUGAAGAACUGGUCUCCGGUGGUUCCCAGCCUGCAGAAGAUACCACAAAACAGUCCUUAGUAGCUGUGCCUGGAAUGUCCUCCGGAACAGUUCUUGGUGCUGGAAGUAUAGGAACUGAAAUUGCAAAUGAAGUAUUAGAAUUACAAAGUAUUUUGGAAUCACCUUCCAGCAAUGAAGUUGAAAGGAGGAAAACCACGAGCAACAACAGAAGGGAAAAAAGGACAGAUGUCCUCAGCAAGAAGGAUGGGAUGUUCCAUUUUUGGUAAUACUGUCCUUAACGUCUUUUCAUCAGUACCGCCUACAGGAAAGAUAGUUGCUUUUAUAAAAUCUUUCUGAAGACCAGAGUAAGUUGGCAGAAGUUCUCAUCUCUGAGUAACAUACAGGCAUGCCCCAAGAGCUUUAUUUUGACUCUUGUUCUAGAGGCUUCAGUCAGCUCAGCAAGGUGAUGUUCUUGGUUAAGAUCACCUGGUCUUCACUGAAAACGCUCAUCCAUGUGAUGAUCCAUGUCAUCAACUAAAAGGAACCGGUCUAUUAUUUACAUGAAUAGUAUAUUUACUGGACGAUGGAGGAAUGGAUGCAUGCCUGGGAAAAUUCUUGGAAGCUACCCCUUGAAGUUUUGGUGUUCGUAUUUUUAAGAACCACAAGCAGUAUUCAUUCUCUUUAUGGUACCACAGAGACAACAGUUCCAGGAAGAACAUCUUCCUAAGGAACAAAGGGAAAAUUUGAGCUUUGCAUAAAGAUCAAAUCAACCCAUUUCUCCUCUUCUGGGCAAGUCUCAGAUUUCAGCAGAUCACAAGAAAGCAAAGUGUAUCUGUUUUCACCUUAGGAAACGAAAAUCCAUCAUGAGGGACAGAAUUGUGCAAGUUUGAGCAGAGAUUAUAGUACUGAAUUAAUCUCCCCAAUUUGAGGGGAAUUUUUUGGAAAGAUGGGAUUUUUUUUUUCCAAGAAGUCUGUUUAAAUAGAAUUAUGCUCUACAGUGGAGGCAAGAUGACUGAGGCGUCUUCAGGGGAAUCUUUAUUUUGAAUUCUUCCAGAUCCCAGAAGAUCAUCAGAGGUUUCCAGUGCACUGCAGACCUUACAGAGGUUGAGUUUAUUUAUCAGGAAAUUCAACUUUGAUACUGUUAGCACUAUCAUUAUUUUUUUUCUUUGUCUGCUUGUCAUAAGCUUGAAGCUCUUUAUGAUGCAUACCUCUAUAUCUCUGAGAUUCAUGUUGUAGAUACCUUGAUUUCAUUGUAUAAGUAAAGCAUGGCUUUAUUGGUUUAUGGAGCAGCAGUUUAAGGCAACAGGACAUUUACUCCAGUCUAUCUGACCUAUCAAAGUAUCUCUUCAGAAAGAUCUGAUCCCAGUGAUAGUCCAGACUUGCUUCUCAUUUAAAAAGUGGGAUGCUAGAAGAAAUAAAAAUCACAGAAGACCCCAUUCUGGGCAAGUUUAGGAUUCAAAGAAUUGUGGAAUCCUACUUUCCUGGACAAGUAUUUGUGAAAAUGCUGGCAGUAAUGAAUACUCGCCUCAAGCAGCACCAAGUUAGUCUCAUUCUUCAAGUGACUGAUUGAACUUAAUGCUUUUCUCAUUUAUGUUCACACUUUGAAUACUGGCUAGCAAAUGAAACAAGAAGAUACUGCUUUCUUUGGGAACAGUCAUCUUACUUCACAACUAAUGGACUGAAUGUCACAGUAGUUUGAAAGGAAAAAUGUUUGAUUUGCCAGCUCCAUCAGCCACAGUGAUCUGAGCCAUUUCAGUUUUGAGCAGACCUGUUUGUUUCAGUAGUCUUAAUUGUCCAUGGACACUGGAAAUUUUGAGAAAGAAACUUCUACUGACACUAACAGCCCAAGAAGUCGCUAUGCAGGUGAAAGAAAAGGCUUAAGAGCAAAGUCAUCCAGGAUAAGUAAACUGUGUGACCCAAAGGCAGGCACUUCAUUCAGUUCUGGAAAAGAGCAAUAGCAUUGUGUAAGUGGAAUCUCUGGCAUCAUAUUUGUCCUAUAGUCCUGUAUCUCAGAGGAAAAUAAAUAUUUUUAUCUCUGUAAGAGGCAGAGACAUUCACAAGUACGAAUGGGCGUUAAAGGCCUCAUCAGUAACAAAUGAAUUUUUCUGGAGAUGUCUAGACAUAGUUGCCUGCAUGCAGAUAUAUUUCACAUUUCAGAAACCAUUGCAGAGAACAGUGCUGUGUUUCUUUUCAGCUGCAGAGUAAGACUUCGUGCUAUUUCUUCGUAUCUUGUAGAAAGCAAGUUACUAUCCUGUGCAUGCUGGGGGAAUCAAAAUUAGACAAAGGAAUGGUCAAAACAAGAUAAUGCCAGCUCUGUUUCAUCAAACACCACUUUUUUUCCUUUGUGACCACAAACUUAACCCAAUGGAAUGAGUGCACUUACUACCUGAAUCUGCUCUCUGCACUUUUUAGUGUUGCUGAGACAGAGAUGACUUUCAAGCUGAGCCUCAAGCAUCACCAAGUUUUGAAAGGCUUCAGGCCUAUGCAUGCAACUCUACUUAUGAGCACAUCUGAAUUGGUUUAGCAUCUGAUAAAUGAUUGUUUCAGUAAGGCAGUCCUAAACUCUUUAUUCAAUCUAGAGUCCAUGUCCCAGUUUUUAGAGAUGGCAGUGCCUACUUACCAGAUUGUGCUUUGUAUAUUGGAAUGUCGAGAAUUAAUAAAUAUUCUGCACAAAUAACUAGAUUUAUUUAAGAUAUACUAUUUAUUCAUUUAAAUAAAAAAAUCUCCAAUUCCUUACCACAUUUUGGAUCUGAGCAAGUGAUAGUUACUAAAGCAUCCAGAGUGCCCCCACCUCUUUUAUAGCCUUGUUUUUGGAGAGUAAGAAGGAGCAGGGAGAGAUGGUUGUGAACUGUCCAAAGGGCACAGGUAUGACAUUUUCACUGUUAGUUUCACAUCUGGCAUGUUCAGUGAGAGAAGAUGGACAGACAGAAGCUCAAAGAAUUCUGGUAACAGACAAGUGAUCUUUAUUUUUUAGUCAGAAUUUAAUGAAAACAUGGAAAGACAGGUGUAACAAUAAUAACAGAGGGAGUAUGAGGAGAUAUUCUUAAUUUUCCCUCCACCAUUUAGCAAAGCUUCCUUAUACUGUCUGUUUUCUGGUUUUUUUUAAAUGUAUCUAUACGUCGCAGUGUGCUUACUUCUGAAACCUGCUACUCUUUGGUCUGUCAGUGCUGAUGGUUCUAAAGAAAAAUAAAAGUAUGCUCAAGAAA
This is a messenger RNA of Dromaius novaehollandiae (emu), 4721 nucleotides long. It is a transcript of the gene BMAL2, whose product is annotated as basic helix-loop-helix ARNT like 2. The coding region runs from base 144 to 1802 and encodes 552 amino acids. The record is from RefSeq and is a predicted model, not a curated record. Lineage: Eukaryota; Metazoa; Chordata; Aves; Casuariiformes; Dromaiidae. Gene Ontology annotation, cellular component: nucleus; aryl hydrocarbon receptor complex; transcription regulator complex. Gene Ontology annotation, molecular function: protein dimerization activity; RNA polymerase II cis-regulatory region sequence-specific DNA binding; DNA-binding transcription factor activity, RNA polymerase II-specific. The transcript has 15 exons. Gene Ontology annotation, biological process: regulation of transcription by RNA polymerase II.